AUGGCAACAACCCGCACAGGUAUACCAACAGCAAGCCUAAAACCACGCUCUUGCUCCCCACCAUCAAUACCAAAACCUUCCCUCAAACGAACAAACACAACUCAAUCCUCGCCAAAACUCCCACCACCACCACAUUUACUCAACGAAAAACUCACACUCCCCUCCGGCCAAACCUUAGGCUACGCAAUCUACAACCCCCAACCACCGCAAUCCGCAUCAUCCUCUACCAAAACAAGCUCCAAGCCCCUAAUCUACCUGCACGGCUACCCCUCCUCCCGCCUCGAAGGUCUAAACUUCAACACCUGGCCAAAAAAGCACAACUUCACCCUAAUAAUCCCCGACAGGCCAGGCUUCGGCCUCUCAAGCCCAGAUCCAUCCCGGACACUCCUCUCCUGGACAAAUGAUAUUCGCGCAUUGAGUCAUCACCUGCAUCUAUCUAGUUUUUAUAUCCUGGGUUGUUCGGGUGGAGGUCCGUAUGCGCUUUCUUGUGCGCAUGCGUUGCCUGGGGAUAUGCUUUUGGGUGUGGGUGUUAUUGCGGGAUCGCCGUCUUGGUAUACUAGCACGGAUGUUGGAAAAGCGUCCUUGAAUGCAAAGGAUGUUACGUUGAGUAGGCGGGUUUUGGCCUGGGGGAGUCUUUCUUGUCCGGGGUUUAUUGAGCGGGUUGUGGAUGGUGUACUUGGAUGUUUGAGGUGGGCUGUUAAGACGGAGUUUGUGGGUGGGUUGAUUGAUCGGUGGAUUGAGGGUGUGAAACAGCAACCACAAGAACAAGAACGACACAUCGAAGAAGGCAGCGAAGGAAAUACACGUUCAACUGGAUCCGAAAAACCAAAUCCCAGUUCAAGUUCCAGUCUAGAGGAAAGGGACUUCCAAAAGCAAGAUCCACCCGAAACAGACGAACUAUCACUAUCAAUCACAGAAGCCCGAAACAACCUCCUAUCAUCCUCCCUCGAAGCCUUCACGCAAGGCUCACGCGCCACAAUCCAAGAAGCUCGACUACUCUCUCAACCCUGGGGCUUUGAACUGGAAGAUAUACGGUAUGACGGGAUUAAGAUCUGGCAUGGCGUUCGGGAUAUAAAUGCGCCGAUAAGUAUGGUGCGGGAUAUGGUGGAACGGUUACCGGAAAGUACUGUUUUUACAGAAAUCGAUGCGGAUCAUUAUUCUAUGGGUUAUUUUUUUGAAGAUGCUUUGGUUGGAUUGUUGGACUCAGGGGGGGGGGGGGAUCUCAAGGGACUUGAAGGAAGACAGGGAGUCGAGGACAUAGAAUCCUAA
This is a messenger RNA of Penicillium cosmopolitanum, 1269 nucleotides long. Its product is annotated as alpha/beta fold hydrolase. NCBI's taxonomy places the organism in Eukaryota, Fungi, Ascomycota, Eurotiomycetes, Eurotiales, Aspergillaceae. The transcript has a single exon. The record is from RefSeq and is a predicted model, not a curated record. The coding region runs from base 1 to 1269 and encodes 422 amino acids.